Heterobasidion irregulare TC 32-1 is the source of this 456-nucleotide messenger RNA. RefSeq lists its product as uncharacterized. The record is from RefSeq and is a predicted model, not a curated record. The transcript is spliced from 2 exons. Lineage: Eukaryota; Fungi; Basidiomycota; Agaricomycetes; Russulales; Bondarzewiaceae. Bases 1 to 456 code for a protein of 151 amino acids.
AUGACGUCGCCGUGCCUUGCCCAGGCCAUCCCGCUCCGCACCGCACACGUCAUCGCUCUCCACUCCCCGCCCACCAACAACAGGCGCCCACCUCGGCCCAGGCCCGCCGUGUCUGCCUCCUCGGCCCCUAGCACACCGUACCCGGAAAACACCGCGCCCCGCUUGCCCACACCCAGCAACAUCUUAUCCAUCGGCAACGCCGAGCGCCCACUCUACCUGCACCCACCGUACGUGAUGUGCCCCCACGCGCCCGUGGGUCCCGCGGAGGAAAAGAAUAGACAGACGCGCGCGCGGGAACAGCGCCUCAAGAUAAAGCGCCUCAGGAUAAAGAUAAAGCGCUUUGGCUCUGCACGCUCACCACUCGCCGCUCGCCGCCUCGACCCCAGCCCGCCCAGCCCACGCCCGCGCGUUCGUGCUAGCCCAGCCCGACUGAACAAUUCGCGUCUACGCGAAUAG